AUGUUGUACAAAAAAUUUAGUGAAACUACUAACCAAGUGCAGAAACCUCUUCUUCUUAGUAAGCAAAAAUACAAAUCUAUUUUAGAUCUCUUAAUUGAUGAAAAAGCUAUUCAAUCAGCAGAGCAAAAAAGUUUUUGUGAAUAUUUAAAAAAUGGAUCAAAAUCUAUGAUAAAAAACUGGGAGAACAUAUUUUCUUCAAAAGACAAAAAAGAAAAUUGUACACCCAAAUUACAUACAUUGAAGUCAAUGGAAGAUAACAAUUUGAUUGAAAAUAUAAGAAAAAAAAGAAAAGAAAAAAUUGAGAAGGCAGAACGAAUGAUUCAAAAUCUUCUUGCCGGCCCUCGAGAAUUAGAUAGUGCUGCAAUGUUCUGCGAAAUAUUAAAAGGACGGCAAAUUCAGUUAGACUUUAAUAAACGAAUGAAAGAACGAGAAAAAGAGGAGAAAGUUAAAGAAAAUAUUUUAUUCCGAGCUCAAGCUGAACCUUAUUUGGAAGAAGAACGCAGGAGAGUUCAUUUAGAUCUAAGACGUAAAGAAAAAUUCAAAAAGGAUGUUAUUGAAGAUAUUAAGGAAAAAACUGGACAACAUGAAGAUUUUAUAAAGAAAAAAAUUGAAGGAGAAAAAAAAAUAUUGGAGCUAAUGAAACAAGAGGUUCAAAAGCAUGAAAAUGUAGUAAAAACAGCCGAAUGUUUUAAAAAAAAUCGAUUCAAAAAAGAAGCUAUAGAUGAUUUAAAAAAUAAACAACAGAAAGCUUAUAAAAUGGCAAUUGAAGAUAAAAUUGAAGAUAAACUGAACACUGCGUUUUUAGAGAAACAACACGAUAUAGAACUAGCCACAAAAUCCAAAGAAAAUCAAAGAAAGUACCUUAGAAUGCGUUUUAUAGACGAUAAUGCAAAAAAGAUAAUUGAAAGUAUAGUAGAUCCUGCACCAGCUGAGGAAAUAAGACGUUUAAAAAAAAUUCAGGAAGAGACUGAAAAUUAUAUUCAAAAACAAAAAGCACAAGCCCAAAAAAAAAAGGAGUUGCAAGAUCAAAGAGUUAAAGAUUACCAAAACUAUUUGCGGUAUAAAAAUAAUAUUGAUGCGAAGCAAAAAGAAAUUUACAAUAAAGAAGUGAUUAAUCGUUUAACAAACGAAAAAAUUUAUCAAGAUUAUCUUAUACAAAAUAGGAUCAAUAAAAUUAAAAAACACACAGGAACUGAAAAAAUCUUAAAAGAUCUAAUGAAAGAAGGAAAAGCAGCACAAAACUUCGAAAAAUUAAUGGAUAUUAAGCUAAAUACUAUUAAUUAUGAUUUACAAGACAAAUUCUUUUUCCAAUAUGCCAAUCAAUUGAUAAAGGAUGCCAAAGAAAAAGGCCGACCAAUUUUUCCUUUGCAAAAAGCAAUUGCUGCUUAUGAAAAGGCUAAUGAGUUAAAUAAGAAAAUUGUUGUGCCACCGCAUCUUCGCACAAAUAUUGUUUUAAAUCAAUAACGAAAUAUUGCUUUAUGAAAAAAUGUAUACCUAUACACCAUUUCAA
Condylostylus longicornis is the source of this 1510-nucleotide messenger RNA. RefSeq names its product myosin heavy chain, clone 203-like. Lineage: Eukaryota; Metazoa; Arthropoda; Insecta; Diptera; Dolichopodidae. The record is from RefSeq and is a predicted model, not a curated record. Bases 1 to 1464 code for a protein of 487 amino acids. The transcript has 4 exons.